AGAGAGAGAGAGAGAGAGAGAGAGGGAACUGUGAACAUAAGAACAGAAUGUAGUUGAAUGCGGAAGAGUUUUCAGCAGAAAGAUUUGAUGAGAACAAAAGAUCAGAGCUAGAAGAAUUCAUCAUCAUGGAAACCCCUGACAUGUCCUCACUGAAAAUAUCUCGGCCUGAGCUGAUUGAUUUUGAGGGCAUUUCUAUGGUAAAUUUUUUCACUGACAACUGGGAAAAUGUGAAGAACUUCCAGGCGAGACCAGAUGACAUCCUAAUCGCCACUUACCCUAAAGCAGGUACCACCUGGGUUUCUUAUAUAUUGGACCUUCUGUAUUUCGGUAAUGAUGAUUCAGAUCACCAGACAUCAACGCCAAUUUACAUGAGGGUGCCAUUCCUGGAGUCAUGCUUUCAAGUUAUUCCAACAGGGACAGAACUGGCUAAUAAUCUGAAAACUUCUCCUCGCCUCAUCAAAACUCAUCUACCUGUUCAGCUGGUGCCUAAGUCUUUCUGGGAACAGAACUCAAGGGUUGUGUAUUUAGGUCGUAAUGCAAAGGACAACGUAGUUUCCUAUUUUCAUUUUGAGCGAAUGAACAUGGUACAGCCUGAACCGGGUGAUUGGAACCACUACUUACAGAAGUUUAUGGAAGGAAAAAAUGUGUUUGGUCCAUGGUACGACCAUGUCAGCGGAUGGUGGGAGAAGAAACAGACAUAUUCUAACUUACUGUACUUGUUCUAUGAGGAUUUGGUUGAAGACACAGGACGUGAGGUGGAACGUUUGUGCUCUUUCCUGGGAUUAUCAACUUCGGCUGAGGAGAGAGAGAAAAUAACAAAAGGAGUUCAUUUUGAUGUCAUGAAAAACAACAAGAUGACCAAUUAUUCCACAAUCCCAGUCAUGGACUUCAAGAUCUCACCCUUCAUGAGGAAAGGUAAAGUUGGAGACUGGAAAACUCACUUUACUGUGGCACAAAAUGAAGAGUUUGAUGAGGUCUACAAACAAAAGAUGAAGAACACCACUGUCAAGUUUAGGACAGAACUUUGAUGCUUGCUGAACUUAGCUCAACAAUAUUCACUGAAUUUGGCUCAUUUGUCUGACUAAAGGCAAAUUUUAACUCAGUUUGACCUACAGAAUAUUUUAUAUUAAAACACAAUUAUACAUUAUACCAAAGAUAGCAAGUAAACCAUAUGUUUGUAGGACAGGUGUCCAGAAGAUCAGCAUUGGGUUUGCUUGUGGAGAUACCUAUAUAGGACUCAAUCUCUCCGUCUUGCUCUCCCAAAUUCCAGUUCACUGAAGGUCCACUGUAUCUAUGGUUGAUGUUUUUUUAAAGGCCAUGGUUAAAAAAGUCAAAUUUCUAUACUUCUAUGAGAAAGAAUAUCGUUUAGAAUUUAAGGCAUAAUCUGAACUAAUUCUAGGGGUGUCUCCUACUUAGGAGAUCUAGAUUACAGAUGGUUAACAGUCCCAUUUGGUGCUCCUUCAGGUCACAAGAACUGAUUUGGGAAUUUUAUGAUUCUUUGUCUCAUUUGUGUAUAUAAGGUGGCUUGGCAAGAAUCUUCCACCCAACAGUGUGUAUUAAAUGGGGAAUUCUGUAUUCAAAGGCUCCCACACAACUGUGUAUGUAUUAAAACAUCAAUGGGGAUUCUGUAUUCAGAAUCUUUCUGCACUAUGUGUAUUCAAACAUAAGGGAAGCAUGUUUAAAACUAGGGCUGGGAAUCACUGGGUACCUCACGAUACGAUGCUGAUAGUAUCACGAUGCGCCGAUACUGCGAUGGACGAUACAUUGGUCUAUAAUAACUUGUGAUAUAUCAUGCUUUAAGAAAUAAAAACUUUUUUAUUAGGAAAAUGAAUCUCCG
Molecule: messenger RNA, 1837 nt
Organism: Paramisgurnus dabryanus
Lineage: Eukaryota; Metazoa; Chordata; Actinopteri; Cypriniformes; Cobitidae
Product: cytosolic sulfotransferase 3
Molecular function (GO): sulfotransferase activity
Source: RefSeq, a predicted model, not a curated record